Molecule: messenger RNA, 4565 nt
Organism: Notolabrus celidotus (New Zealand spotty)
Lineage: Eukaryota; Metazoa; Chordata; Actinopteri; Labriformes; Labridae
Exons: 7
Coding region: 29-2044 (671 amino acids)
Source: RefSeq, a predicted model, not a curated record
UCCAAUCAGAGCAUCUUGUUCGGGUCACAUGACCGCGCUGCUGCUGCUGUCAGGAAGCAACAACAACAUGGAUCCGUCUCCGUUCGGCUUCAGCCCGGAGCGGUACUGGACGGAGGACAAGGAGAGGGCUCUCAUUGCGUUCUUCUCCAAUCACAGCUGUCUGUGGAACCACAAAUCUGAGGGCUACAAGAACCGACACCUGCGAUGGAAAACGCUGGAACACCUGAGGAUUCUUCUGUCGGCUCACCCUCCGCCUGUUCGGUUUACAGUUGAGGACAUCAAGAACAAGUUCAAGAACCUCCGCACCACCUUCCAGCGUCAGUACAAGAUGGUGAAGGCGAGCAAAGUGUGUAGGUCGGACGACGUGUUCGUGCCGCAGUGGAAGCACUACCAGCAGCUCAUGUUCCUGCAGGACUCCUGGGACCACGAGGACGGCUUCGACCAGCUGCCGUCACCGCCGAUGAUCCCUCAGGAGGAGAGCCAGCCUGUCCUCAACCCUCCGGGACUCAUCAUCUCCUUCCUCCCCAACCGGCCCACCUCCUCCUCCCCCACGCCCUCCUCCUCCUCCUCCUGCGUCCCCUCCAGCAUGGUGGUGAAGAGUUUCUGGAAUGAAGAGAGGGAGCGAGCGCUCAUCACUUUCUACUGCGACCAUGGCUGCCUCUGGAACAAGAAGUCUGAAAACCACAACAACCGUCAGCUAAGACUGAGGCUGCUGGAGAAUCUGAGGAGCCAGCUGUCUGACCACACGGUGACCUUCUCAGUUGAAGACAUUAAAUGCAAGUUUAAGAACCUCCGGACGGUUUUUAACCGUGAGUUUAAGGUGAUGCAGGCGAGCAGGUCGUCUGACAAACUCUACGUGUCCAAAUGGAAACAUUACCAGCAUCUGCUCUUCCUCUGCGAGUCCUGCGACGAAGAUGACAACCAGGACGACGUCCUGAUACUGACGCCGCCGGAAGACAAGGAACUGGAACACGGGAACCAAACCCCGUCCUCCACUCUGAGCAGCCUCUCCUCCAGCUCCACCCUCGCCAACAGCGUCAGGUUCAACAGCCCGUCUGCUUCCUACAGCAACGCCAAAGCCAGUCCCAGUCCUGGGUACCAGAUCUUCCUCCCUGAGGGGCCAGAGAAUCCCAAACUGGUGAACCAAAGUUCUGCUCCAGCUUUCCCAGUCUCUCCGUCCACAUCACCUCCUGACACUAAGACCCCCGCAGACCCCUCAGCUCUGAACUCCCCGUCCUCAGGGUCAGUUCAUCCGGACAGCAGACUGAGCUCCGACACUCGCUGCCACUGGAACGAAGCCAAAGUUCAGCAGCUCAUUUCCUUUUACUCCGAGAACAGCUGUCUGUGGAACCACAAAUCCGAGAGCUACAGGAACAGACUGCUGAGACAGAGUCUGCUAGAGAUGCUGAGCAGCGUCCUGUCCGACAACGAGCUGGUCCCAUUUACAGUGGAGGACGUAAAGACGAAGUUCAGGAACCUGCGAACGAUCUUCCAGCGUGAGCACAAAGCGGUGAGCUCCAACAAAACGUGCGGCUCGGAGGACUUCUACCUCCCGAAGUGGAAACACUACCGCGACCUGAUGUUCCUCUGUGACUCCUGCGACGAAGAGGAGCUCCACUUUAUAGAACCGCAGGAGUCCCGCCUCCUCCACCUGGACACCCAAGCCCUGCCUCCCUCCGUACAUUACCAUCACGCCUCUCAAACCGCCGCCAAACUGAACAUCAUGCCCCAGAGCCUCGACGCCCCACCUUCCCCAACUCCUCCUGACUCCCAGCACUCCUCACCCUCCUCCACCCCCUGCACCUCCCCCUCCUCCAGGACGGACAGCAGAGUGUCGGGACGUAAGCGUGCAAGCCGCCGUCCACAAGCCGUACCCAACGAGGUUCUGGACUUCAUGAGGACACUGUGUCAGAACCAGGCGUCACCUCACGCCGGCUUCCUGAGGUACGUGGAGGAGUGUCUGAACGAGACGCCGCCGGAGAAAGUGAAGAAGCUGAAGAAGAAGAUAAUCGAGACUAUCCACGGAGCUUCAGAGGAGGGUUAGUGCCUCCGGAGUUUGAUUCCUUUGCUUCCUCAUGGCUGUGAUAACACUCAGCAGCUGUUUUCUCAUUCCACAUUUAAAAACCUGAUGAGAUAUAAGCUUUAUUAACGUAGCACUUUAAAACACAGAGAGGAUUUAAGAAGCUUCACAUGAGCAAGAAACGCCAAAAACACAUCAAACCUUUUGAAAACAAGAAGGGAUUCAAGAAACAAACAAAGCAGCUCAAACAGAAACAUAUUUGUCGUUUUGGAUGAUAAAGAAUAAAACUCACAAGACGAUGUCAUGGUGCAGAAACAGCAUCAUUACCUGGCAUGUUAAAGACUCUCACUGCAGUUAAACCAAACAGAAGCAUGCAAAAUGCUAACAGUGCAGAUCCUACAUGCAGGGUGGAGCAUCUGAACAUCUGCUUCCAUUCAUUCAUGGUGUAUUUCAGCCGUCUGCUUCACAAAGGAUCGUUCAUAAUCGUACAUUUAAAGCAAACAGUGAUGAAUUAUGAAGCAGCAGAGGACAGCGCUGCAGCUCUCUGCAUUGUAGCUGCAUGCAGUCAGUCUGAACUGUAGAGUUCCUGCUCUACUGGGCUGUGAUUGGCCGGUUCUUGAGGCCUCAACGUUGGCUUUCAAGAGAGAUUUCAACGACAGAAGCUCAGAAGAUCUCUGAUCUGGUUUUGUGCAAAUGCUUUGACUCAAGUUCAUCCUAGUGGCUUUCCCAACCAAUCACAGCGCAGUACAGCUCGUAGCUUAAAAAAAUGGUGCAUGUACUUCAGUUUAAUCUUGUUUAUCAUCAGUAAUGCUAGAAUAUGUGAGACGUAACAUGAGGGUUGGGAUGAAAUAUCCAUAAGACAAUAGAAAGCUGCCCGUACUCACAGAAUUAUCACAUCACUGGUGCCAAAUAUCUAACACAUCACUACUUAAAGACUCCUCAUGGUGCCACUAAACCUCUAAUUCACUAUAUUUCACUGAUCUCAUGUUCAGAUUUCUCCAAUGAGAUGAAAUUACACUCAUUUACAUUCAUGAAUAAAUGCUAAGAUUAGCCGCUUAGCAUUGCAUGUUACAUUAAAGAAUAUAAAUCUGCAAAACAUUUAUACAGAUAUGAAAGAAAGACCAGGAAAGCCUCGCUGAGAUUAAAGAUCUCUCAUACCAGAGAAGAGAAAAGAGAGAAAGAUCGGCAGCAGCACUUUUUAUUUAAGUUACAGACGUACACACAAACAAGGUCACAUGACCAGAAAGUGAACACUCAAAGCAUCUUCCCCUAUCGCCUUCAAUCGUCAAUCAACGCUUGUGGCUCAGCGGUAGAGUCGGUCGAUAAGUGGUUUGACCCCAGCUCCCACAGUUACAUGCUGAAGUAGUUAAUACUGAUGGUCCCUUACUAAAUCACCCUCUACCAUCUGUGUAUGAAUGCAGCUGAUUCCAAGCUGCAGGAGCAUCAUACCUAAAACCUCUUCUCUCAUUUCAAGACGCUCUCUGGUGACAGAUACCAAAAACAUGUCUUGCAGAUUGAAGUCAGAGUGAAGACGGUAGCUUCUUGUAUUUUUUAAAUGAGGGAAUCAAGUUAACCUCAUGUAAUAAGACGUGUCAGUUUAGUUUAGGAGUGGACGAUGCAGACCAGAUAAUGCAUGCUUAUAGAAAACAUCACCUUAGAGUAUCAGGAGCAGAAACUUAGCAGCAACAAGUCUCUCUGCACCUUAAGAAAGAAAGGAUUCACAGACAGUGCAGCAUCGAUAAAUAAUCCCAGGUGUUUAUAAGAGUCAGUAAUGGAUGGCUUUGUCUUUGAGCUAACUCCUUCAUCUAAACAUUGUCUGCAAGCAUGCAUAACCUAAGCGUCUGAGUCCUAACAGAGGCGUUCUGUCAUGUACCAAAGUGACUAUUACUCCUGAUCAGUUUGGUCCAGUAGAGUCUGCAUGAAUGCAGCUGUUUUAAAUACUAAAGAUGUUUUAAUUUCAUGUGAUUAUUUAUGUUAAGACGAGUUCAAUCACAGCACAAGUCUGUGGUUGAGUCAAGAUCGAGGUGUUCAAACUUUAAGAUUGGAGGAUCUGAAGAUGUAAUCAAACAUUCAGUAUUUGACGUGUAUUUAAUGGUCAGUUAUCUCUUUUAAGUACUGUUACUUUUAUAACAAAGUCUAAAACUGUUACAGUAAUCUUUUUUUAAUCUGUAUUGAGCUGUAAAAAUAUUUCACGCCUGUGAGUUCUCAUCUUUAAAAAACCUAUGCAUGUGCAGAUGUGUUUUUGUUCUCCAGUGUUAAACGAUGAGGUUUUAUAGCAAUAAUCUUUAUUAUUAAGCACUAAAAAAGCAGCUGUAUUUACUUUUCUAAUGUUGUUUGAAUUGCACAUUAACAGGAAAAAGAUUUAUAUACAGUUUCAUUUUUUGUGUGCACGUUUGUUAACAUUUGUCCUUUUUUAAUUUUACUUUAAAGUGCCUUAUCAGAAUAACAUUUACUGUAUUUUUUGUUGUAAACGUGCAGGAGUAAUGUUCUCACUUUUUACUUUAUUUCUGUGUUAAAUUGAAUUUAAAUGCAUAAUAAAUAUCAG